UGGACUCCCGUUUCAACAUGGCUGCUGGGACACCACCAGGGGCACCUGGACAGUCCAAACAUUCGCUGUCGGACUCAGGAGCUGUGCCUUUCGAUAUAUCUCAGCCCCCUGUCAUCGAGGGCUUCAGGCCAUCUGAGAGACCCAAAGAUGAGGGUUUUAAGGAGAAAUUUAUUCGGAAAUCCAAGGAGAACCCAUUCGUCCCGAUAGGUUGUUUGGGAACAGUAGGGAUGUUGAUGUUCGGUCUCCGUGCCUUCCAUCAAGGAAAAACCAGACAGUCCCAGCUGUUGAUGCGGGGCCGUAUCUUGGCUCAAGGCUUCACCGUUAUAGCCAUCAUCGCCGGUGUUUUUGUUUCAGCUUACAAAGCCAAGCAGUGAAGUCCGAGCUCUUCAGCCUGGAAUCAGACCAGAUCUGCUGUAGUACAAUAUGAUCCAUCAUGUGUUUUGUUUUCAACAUAAUUUAAAUACAUUACUGGUUGAAAAGCUUGAACUGCUCAUGGUGAUUAAGUGUUUUGCUGCAUUAAACAYCAAAGUACUGUUGACUCAAAUGUACAAACUGGAGUUACCUUUAUCUUGUAUAACAUCUAUAAACCUGAGGCCAUGUCUAAGAUGCAACCUUACUCCUCUGUCUUUAGGCCAAACGUACUCCUUAAUGUAAUGUUUUCAUGAGAAACUCUGUAAAUUGAAGGAGCAUUAAAAAGGCUGGGAUCAGUUC
Molecule: messenger RNA, 711 nt
Organism: Austrofundulus limnaeus
Lineage: Eukaryota; Metazoa; Chordata; Actinopteri; Cyprinodontiformes; Rivulidae
Gene: higd2a
Product: HIG1 hypoxia inducible domain family, member 2A
Exons: 2
Coding region: 18-374 (118 amino acids)
Biological process (GO): mitochondrial respirasome assembly
Cellular component (GO): mitochondrion
Source: RefSeq, a predicted model, not a curated record